CCCACGGCAUAUGGAGGCUCCCAGGCUAGGGGUACAAUUGGAAACCUCAUGGUUCCUAGUUGGAUUCAUUAACCACUGAGCCACAGCCAGAACUCCUGCAUUUUUAGUUUACUCAUUGCCGCUGUACUGAAAUACAAUGUAUUUUUGUGUGUUGAUCUUGUAUCCUGCAACCUUGCUGGACUGUUUACUGGUUCCCAUAGACUUUUUUAGCAGCUUCCUAGGAGUUUUGAAGAUACUUGAUCAGGUCAUCUAAUAGAGAAGUUUUGUUUCUUCCUUUCUGAUGUGAAUGCUGUUUAAUGUUCAUAAUUAAUCGCUCUGCCCCCUGGUUUGGGGCAGUAUUUUUGUUUCCUUAUUUACCCAUCUUUUGGUCAUGAUUUUUGUCUUAUUAAGUGCUAUCUAUGUAGGAAGGAUACUCAGCAUGUGUGUUGCAAAUACCCACACUCCCUUGUUCUGCUGUUAAUUAGGACUCUUAAGCCCUAGGUCAGUCAUGUCUUCGGGCACCCUCUCUUAUCUGUGGGUGUUGGGCAGGUCAGCCACCUCUCCAAGCUUGGUUCCUUGUGUUAAAAUGAAGAUAGUAACAAUUUUUUCCCUACUCUUUUCUGUGGAUGGUUGAGCACUGCACAAGGUCAGGAAUUGGGGCCUUUUAGAGUCUGUCAGAAUUGCAUUGCUGUGUGACUCGAACAUUGGACUUCUGCACACGGAAGCCCGAAUCCUCCCAGACAUGCCAUUUACAUUGCCCAGCACGCUUGCACCCCUGCCACCCUCAGUGUGUCAUCCAGCCUUGCUAUGUUCAGUUGCCCCAUCUGUAAGGUGGAGAUGGACCGCCUUCCUCAUGUGGCUGUAAUACAGUGAAGCACUUAUUAGAUGCCCAGUGUUGUUUGUACUGUUCCAGAAGUCAGCCCCCUUUUCCUGGCUAAGUGCACAAACCCAAAGGGCCCCCUAGACUCACACAUCACACCCCACCCCCCAGCAUUUCAGCCUGGUGAGACCCCGCCCAGUAUCUGGGUUGGGCAGAGCUUGUGGGUGCACUAAAUGUGGCUUGGCCAGCCACAGGCAAGCACCGUCCCUCACUGUCACUGCCCACAGAGAGGAUCUGGGGCAGCCUCAGCCUCCCCGAGGGGAGAAGGCAGAGCUGAGGCCCUAUGAACACCCUCACCCAAGGUCAGGCAGGGCCAACGUGGCCAUGGAAGGGGUAUCUUGACCUCCCUGAGCCUCACUUUCCUCUGGCAGGGCUGCUUGUGCAUAGACAUGGGACGUGCGAUUACAGGGUGCGUGGGAGCAUGUGUGCAGCCCUCCCCAGUGAUAGCCACCACCCUUGGGCUGUCCCACUUGUGCUUGUCCUUAUAGCCCAUGUGAAAUGGUGUUCCAUGCAUCCCACAGUGGAUCCCCUAAGUGGCUGCUUUCAGGUGGAUGUGGAUUUUGGCGGCCUCUCCAUUCCCCCACGGAUGUCCUGGGUACAUACUUUGAUAACAGAGCCCUCCAGAGUUUGUUGGCGAAUUGGUCGUGGAUUGAGAAAAAGCAUCCAGGCAUGUGUGUGCAAGUGCAGUCACCCUCACAGGGUACCUUCCAAGUACUUCGUGGGGACGGCACUUCUGUGGGAACUGUCAUCAUGUUCCACUGCCCCUCGGGCCACCAGAUGGUGGGGUCUGGCCUCCUCACCUGUGCCUGGAAGGGAAGCAUCGCUGAGUGGUCUUCAGGGACCCCCACGUGCAAGACUAUACCACCCUAUGAGACCUUUGGCUUCAGGGUGGCCGUGAUCUCCUCCAUCGUCAGCUGUGCCAUUAUCCUGCUCAUGUCCAUGGCCUUCCUCACCUGCUGCCUCAUGAAAUGUGUGAAGAAGAGUGAGCAGCAGCGGUCAGACAGGGCAGCCCAGCUGUGGCUCCAGUUGAGAGGCGAGGACUUGGAGACAGUACAGGCCCCUUACCUUGGCCUCAAGGGCCUCAACAACAACAACAGCAGCAGCAGUGGGGAGCCCAGAGUCCAGCCCAUCCAUGGGCACGACAACCACAGCUUCACCACAGACCUCGGCGAGGGCACCAGAGGUCUGGCCAACAUGGCCCGAGGCAUGGACAAGGACCCCUGGACCCUCAGUGGCCCCACCAGCUCACCCCACGCCCAGGUGAUGGUGCACACAGCAACCGCAGGGCAGACCCCGCCUGCCCCCACCAUGGGAGUGCUUAGAUAGCCUGCAGCCUAUGUCCUGGGGUGGCAAAGGCAGAGGCCAGAACCUGUCCUCCACACCAAGAGGGCCAGCGGACCCCACCAGCCGGCGACUUGCAUCUCAACAUGUGUCCAGUUCAAGAUUGGUCAGUGAAAUCAGCUUCCUAGUUUAGGGAUCUCUCAGGGCAUUAAGCUGGGGACCCUAACAGGGGGUGUCCUGUCCUAGGGGAUCCCAGCUGUGGCAGUUUUUAUAGAUAGGCUUCCUUGAAACCACUACUGAGUUCCCAGAACCAGCUGCGGGCUCCCUCUAGCCAGGCUCCUUUGAAGAGACUGGGGGACACUUUAAGCACACGUAGUUUUGCAUAGCAGAGUGGGGAUGUGGCAGCAGGUGACAGUGGCAGCAGGUGACAGUCACAGCUGGCCGCCUUGUGUGUUCCCCCAUAGGGCAUGCUGCCUAUAAGCAGGGACCCAGAUGAGGCCCUGCAUCCGUUAUCUGUAAAGUUGUGGGAAGGGGUAUGAAAUAAACAAUUCUGUGAAAAAGUAAAAA
Messenger RNA from Sus scrofa (pig), 2707 nucleotides. NCBI's taxonomy places the organism in Eukaryota, Metazoa, Chordata, Mammalia, Artiodactyla, Suidae. The record is from RefSeq and is a predicted model, not a curated record.